Cyprinus carpio (common carp) is the source of this 871-nucleotide messenger RNA. RefSeq names its product C-C chemokine receptor type 8-like. Gene Ontology annotation, biological process: positive regulation of Rho protein signal transduction; phospholipase C-activating G protein-coupled receptor signaling pathway. The coding region runs from base 1 to 816 and encodes 271 amino acids. The record is from RefSeq and is a predicted model, not a curated record. Gene Ontology annotation, molecular function: G protein-coupled receptor activity. The transcript has a single exon. NCBI's taxonomy places the organism in Eukaryota, Metazoa, Chordata, Actinopteri, Cypriniformes, Cyprinidae. Gene Ontology annotation, cellular component: membrane.
AUGAAUUCCACCACAACAGGAGCUUCCAGCAACUCCACAACUGCUUUCAUCUCGCUCUGUGUGCAAAUUCCUUUACUCAGCAUUAACAUCUUGCUUGGUUUUCCAACACACUCAUAUGUAUUAUGGCUCAUCAUCACAGGAAAUGGAUUUGCAACAGAAUUCUUCAACCUCAAUCACUCUUUUUGUGAGAUUGGUAUCUGUGUGGAUUUUUUAAUCUUUUUACUGUCAAGUUAUAUUUCAAGCCUCUUACCAUUAGCACUGUUUUUCCAAGGACUUUCCAUCACUGGCCGUCCAUUGUUUCAGUGUCUGAUCUGUGUUGAGCGUUACCUGGCAGUGGUUCAUCCUGUAACCUUUCUGAAGUACAAACCUCUCAGAUAUAGAGUGAUCUGCUGCACUGCUGCCUGGUUAUUCACUCUUAGCUCCUGUUUGGCCUGCCUGAUCAUAAUAUUGUUAUCUAGCAUUGUUGUGCAUGCAUGGUUCUUCUCGAUACAGUUUCUGCUCUAUCUCCCCAUUCAGUUCUUUUGUCUUGUGGCUGUUCUCAGAGCUUUGAAGCAGUCAGGACCAGGAGAGAGAAAGAGAGAAAAAGAGGACGAAAACCAAAUGAAGAGAAGAGCGUUUAAUGUAAUUCUAAUAACUACUGUGUCUAUGGCUAUCACAUACAUGCCAGCCACUAUCUCUGGAAUCUAUACCUUUCUGACACAGCAGUAUAAUGUAAUAUUUUGGAUUCCCUCUAUGCUUUCUUAUGUACUAGCUGGUUUUGUUCAGCCUGUUCUCUAUCUGCACCGGGCUGGAAAACUCUCCUGCCUCUGUUCAUAAAACAUUUAGCAAAUUUAACUACACCUAGUUUUAUUUUUUGAUAAGAUUUAUUAAU